Entamoeba invadens IP1 is the source of this 798-nucleotide messenger RNA. RefSeq lists its product as hypothetical. NCBI's taxonomy places the organism in Eukaryota, Evosea, Mastigamoebida, Endamoebidae. The transcript has 2 exons. Gene Ontology annotation, biological process: autophagy of mitochondrion; protein localization to phagophore assembly site. The record is from RefSeq and is a predicted model, not a curated record. Gene Ontology annotation, cellular component: autophagosome; phagophore assembly site. Bases 1 to 798 code for a protein of 265 amino acids.
AUGCCAUUUUUGAGAACCAAAGUAAUUUGUAGUGUCCAGGCUAAAAGAGACGAACUCAAAUUUAUGCACGUAUUUCCGUUGUGUUUUCUUCACGUAUUGUUUAAUGGAUAUUUAAUUAUAUUAAAGUACUUCAGCUCAUUCACUGGCAAAAAUGUGUUGUUUCUUACGAAGUGUCGGUUCACCAAAUUUGCAAAGGUGUUAUACAGAAAGUAUAACGAGAUGCCACACGAAGUGACUUCUCGACUUUACAGAGCCGAGCCAAUUGCAGAGCAAAUGAUCGGCAUCAACCAGAAGAAUGUAUUGUAUCACUUGAUGAAAGUAAUCAAAAUCAUAACAGCGGGAUGUUGUCUCGUGAUCAUUCCUCUUGCCUUUAUCACCAAAUUCACACUCUUCGGUAUUUCUUCAUCAUUUUUGUUGAUGGUAGCAAUACCAACUGUCGCUCUUCUCUAUUCACAAACAACAAAAAAGGUAGUCCCACUUACACCAAAACAACUUGGAAUGGCUUUGGAGAAAUUCACUUGUCACGAAGACAAAAGGUGGAAUUACCCUUACUUCGAAAAAACAAUUUUGAGCCAAUUUGAGUCUUCAAUAUUUAGGUCAAACAUCAUGCAAUGUUUAUCAGAAGUGUUGGCACCGUUUUUCAUCAGCUCGUUUCUCGAUAACAACAUCUUCUCCUUCGAUUCACCAGUUAUCGAAUUGGUAAUCUCAAAUUCUACAAGUUCGCGUCAAAAGCUUGUACGCAACAGUACAGUGUCACAGACCCUUUGUGGCCUUACAAAUUUCCUCAAUAUGAUUUAG